AUGAAACUCACCAUUGCCGCUGCUGCCCUCGCCCUCGUCGCAGGUGCCAACGCCCAAUUCUCCAUCGCUGGCCUCUCGACGGGCUGCACCACCACCUUUGCGGGCUUCAUCCUCGGCAACCUGAGCUCGUGCCUCCAAGUCACGGCGCUCCUUCCCGUCAUCAACAGUGGGGGCAACAGCUCGGUCGUGUCCCCCCUCAACGGUUACCUCACCUCCCUGUGCGCGAGUAGCACGCCCACGUGCACCAACGCGAGCCUCACGACCGCGGCUAGCCAAGUGCGCAGUGGGUGCACGCAGGAGUUGGCGGACCCCGCGAGCAUUCCCAACCUCUUCCUGACCAUUGUGGACAACUACACCCCGAUCAAGGCGGCUGCGUGCUCGAAGAACGAGACUAACAACGAGUUCUGUGCGUCGGACGCCAUCAACACGAUCCAGAACGUCUCAGGCACCGAGGUGACCUUCAACACGGUUACCUCGCUGCUCGGCGGCAACGGGGACGUCGCGUCUACUCUGCAGCAGGUGCUCGGGACUGGCGAGCUCUGCACCGGCUGUGUGGCAGGGAUCUACCACGCGGCGCUCGAGGUCAACAGCACCAUUGCAACCUCGUCAAUCGGCCAGGCCGUCACCGGGCAGUGCGGCGCCGACUUUGGCAUGAACAUCACUGGCGUGAGCAUGCCGUCGGCAGCCGCGCCGAGCGCGAGCCAGUCGGCCCAGAGCACGAAGCCCGCCAGCGGCGCGCUCGCCAUGACCGGGAGUGCUGGGGCGCUGGCCGCCGCUGCGCUCGCCGUUGCGCUUCUCUAA
This is a messenger RNA of Cutaneotrichosporon cavernicola, 801 nucleotides long. RefSeq lists its product as uncharacterized. The transcript is spliced from 4 exons. The record is from RefSeq and is a predicted model, not a curated record. NCBI's taxonomy places the organism in Eukaryota, Fungi, Basidiomycota, Tremellomycetes, Trichosporonales, Trichosporonaceae. Bases 1 to 801 code for a protein of 266 amino acids.